Molecule: messenger RNA, 2257 nt
Organism: Dinoponera quadriceps
Lineage: Eukaryota; Metazoa; Arthropoda; Insecta; Hymenoptera; Formicidae
Product: G-protein coupled receptor 143-like
Exons: 6
Coding region: 1-1089 (362 amino acids)
Biological process (GO): regulation of calcium-mediated signaling; cell surface receptor signaling pathway; melanosome organization
Cellular component (GO): plasma membrane; melanosome membrane
Molecular function (GO): L-DOPA binding; dopamine binding; L-tyrosine binding
Source: RefSeq, a predicted model, not a curated record
AUGGCGGACCCGACGUUACAAACGUUCUGCUGCCACCACACCAACAAAUCGGAUAUGGCGUUGAUAAUAAUGCAGGAAUUCAAUAGGGAUGCGUACAACAUAGUGUGCAUCGUCUCGUCGGUAAUCGGUAUGCUGGGAGCGAUUUAUCAGAUACUACCUCGAGAAGAUUCGAGUCUUCCUUACCGUUGGAACAACUUCUCUUUAUCCAGAGGACGAAAUAUUAUUGUGUGGCUCGCUGUUGCUGACCUCUUAGCGUCUCUAGGUGUGUGCGUGAGAUCAGCAUUAUGGAUGCGUUUCAAGUCUAUCAUGCCGAUGGAGGAUGAUACUUCUAGCGUGGUCUUUUGCGCCUUGUCAUCGGCGUGGAUCCAAUAUUUCUACAUGGCCACGUGGAUAUGGACGUUGUGUUACGCCGUGGACAUGAAGUUGCUAUUGGGCAACAAAAGCGGAUGUCCUGCUUACUAUCACGUUGUAGCCUGGACACUGCCGGCCAUCCUCACCAUCUUUGGACUGAUCAUGUUGUACAUACCAGAUGCAAAUUGUCACAACUCGACAACGUUAUCCACUGCCGUUCUGCGUAUCCUCCCCAAUUACUGCGCCACGUACGUGCUGAUUGCAGUGGUCAUGAUCGUGAAUCCUAUCAUGUACAUCGCGUCGACUCGAGACCUCGAGACUGCGGUUAUGCACAGCAUGGGCCAGAUGACCGGCAGGGAACGGAAGUUACUGCACACAAUUAGAUUGAAGUUCGCCCUCACCAAUUUAGUUUACUACAUUUGCUGGGUGCCCAAUCUGAUCAACGGCAUAUUAUUGUGGACCUUGUGGUUCCAGCUGCCGGUCAAGGCGAUCAUCAUUUUAUGGUAUAUAAUGGCUGUGACAAAUCCACUUCAAGCGUUCUUUAACGCACUUGUCUACCAGAGGUGGACCAGGAGGGAGAAGCUUCGUUUGGAUUGCUGUCAAGAUGUUGGGAGCACAAGUAAAAGUAAGAAAGAUACGGGUAUACGUUUUUCCGAAUCGUCUCCGUUGCUGCACCCAAAAACCGAAUAUACGCGGAAUACGCCGUAUAUCAGUAUAAAUGGAUCAUCCUCUCUCUAAAAAAUAAAAAAGUUGUUACCACUUUAAUGUUGAUUGUUCGAUCACCAAUUCUGUAAAUAUAGUAUAUAAUAUCAAAAUUAUGUAUCUUGUAUACGAUGUCAUUGAGAUUCAUACAUCGUAAAAUCGAGUCUGAUCAUUUUACAUAACAUUUUCUACGAUGUUUUAAAGAAAUGUGCAAUAACACAUAUGUAUAUCGCAUUUUUCUGCGUAAUAAUAGCCGCACGUUUCCUAUCGUGGAUAUUUUAUGAGAUUUCGCGAGAUUACAUUGAACAUACAAGAAUCUGUUGGUUUUACGAAAUAUUUUGUACAACGAAAUUUGUAUACAAUAAAUAAAAAGAAAUAUAAUAAAAGAAGAAACUAAGUGUGUAAUGAUAAUUUGUAGAGCAAAAAUUGUAAGAUGUAACAGUAUCUUGCUUCUAAUAUUUGAAUACGGUAAACUGACAAGGAGAUGCAUCAUAAAAUAGGAAAUUUAAGAAAAAAAAAAUCACAACAUGCGUUUUCUUCCAAAUACAAGGUUCGGUGCAUCUGUGUGAUAUAUUAUUUCACUAUUUAUAAUUACUUUUGAAAAAUACGAUUUGUCAGUGAUUCUCAUUUCUUUUUGUGAUAUGACCUCCUAUAGUGAUAUAUCCUAUAAUGAUAUAGUAGAUAAGAAGACGUAGCAAAAUAUACAGGUAUAUAGAGCAUAUAAUAGGGGUUUCAUUAUUAAUAACAUUUUGUACUUAAAUAUUAUGUGUGUGUGUGUGUGUGUGUUAUGUACUAAUAACUACUAGUAAAAUAUACUUUUUUCUAUAUCAUAAUAUCACGAUCAACAGCGGUCACACAUGCAUCAUUGUAUAUACAUACUAUGUUAUCCUAUCUUAACGUCAAAUACAUCGUUUUCAUACAAAUCGAUAAUGAAAAAAGUACAAAAUCUUAUAUUUUAUGAAUUCGUCAAUAUCAACAUUAGCCAUCUUGUGAUUAAUUAUUGCGCCAGAAGCGAGAAAAAUAAAACUUUAUCGUUUAUUUAUCUGUAACGACUGUCAAAUGAUUAAGAUUAUAACGGCUGGCUCGAAAUAAAGCGAAAAAAUCGAGAGACGAAAUCAACCUGAACAUAAAUGUACAUAUGAAUCUCAUACGAGUAUCUAAAUAUAUUGUACGAGCAUUAACAGCCUGUUUUUUUUUUUUUUUU